Molecule: messenger RNA, 444 nt
Organism: Didymodactylos carnosus
Lineage: Eukaryota; Metazoa; Rotifera; Eurotatoria; Philodinida; Philodinidae
Source: the annotation of a GenBank genome assembly
AUGUUUCCAUGGAAAUUACAUGUCAGUUUGAUUGAAUCAGGUUAUAUGAAAACACCGCUUAUCAAACCACCUUACAAAUCAUUUGAAGAUUAUUGGUCACGAUUUUCUCAAGAUGCACAAGAACGAUGGGGUCGAGAUUAUCUUCAAGAAAAAUUUAAUCAAGCCAAUGAUAAUAUACUCUUUAAACAUGCCGAAGAUCCAAUGAAAGUAGUUCGAGCACUUGAACAUGCAGUGAUAAAUACCAAACCUCAAAUCCGUUAUAAUCCUGGUUGGCAAGCAACUUUUAUCUUUUAUCCACUUUCAUUGUUACCAGCAUGGUUACUUAAUUUGAUCGUGAUGAAACUCGAUCCAACUACUACACUUCCUUCGAGUGUGCACAAACAACCAAAACCUAAACCCUUUAUUAUUCUUUUAAAGAGAAAAAGACAUCUCACUAUUCUUUAA